GUUGCGCUUUGGGAAGGUGGUUGCGGAGUCUGGUGCUGUUGGUUAACAUCCAGCAAGCACGAGAUACAGCCAAUCCUGGAAGGACAUCGAAUCGUUGCGACCUACAAGGUUCUGGCUGAGCCGGGCUCAACGAUUUCCGUGGACCCGAACGCCGUUGCCCUGGCCGAGCGCCUGAAUGAAUGCAUUCCUGAGCUGAAGACGUUGCUACAGGAAAAGCGUUUGCGUGAUGCAGGGUUCCUGCUCCAUCACGACUACAGCUUCGAUGGGAGGCCACACAUGGACUUUCGGAGACUUGUCGGCCGCGACCGGACAUUGUGGUUGGCCUUGGAAUUGCUUGGCUUGGAGCUCCAGGUUCGCGAGGUGAAGUUGGUGCACGAAGUUCUUGACAAUGAUGAUGGUGAGCUGACGCAUAGAAAAUGUCGCGUGGCGGAGGAGGUGCAGCACGUCGAUCCUUGGGAUUGGCUCUUGUUGGAUGCUGAGCAGGAUUUGUGGAGCGAUGACGAGCUGAGAGUCGAACUCACCAGAGAGGCAGCUGAUUUCUUUGGCGUCAAAGAGCUGCGAGCUGCUGACGUGGACAAAGUCCUGUUCUUUGCAAGAACUGACUGGGACGAUGCACACGUUGGAUUCUGGCCCGUGAUGGGGUGCCUCUGGUGCAUCUCGCGCGACAAGUUGCUACACAAGUUCAGAAGCAGCAGUUUCGAGGGCGUCGAAGAUGAGCUUUGGGGCAACGAAGGCACCUUCAGCAUCUACUGGUACAAGGCAGCCGCACUGAUGGCUCGAAUUCGUGCCGACGACUCUGUGUGUUGCGAUGACGACAUCGAUUUGGAAGAUUAG
Symbiodinium necroappetens is the source of this 834-nucleotide messenger RNA. Lineage: Eukaryota; Dinophyceae; Suessiales; Symbiodiniaceae. The record is from the annotation of a GenBank genome assembly.